Cyclocybe aegerita is the source of this 690-nucleotide messenger RNA. The record is from the annotation of a GenBank genome assembly. NCBI's taxonomy places the organism in Eukaryota, Fungi, Basidiomycota, Agaricomycetes, Agaricales, Hemipholiotaceae.
AUGUCGUACCGCCAGGGCGCCAACUACAAUAACCUCACACACACGUCGACGAGUUCUAACACGUUCGACGAGCUCAAGGAGUACCCGUGCACUUUCCCAUACCUUCUCAGCAGUCAAGCUCUUCAAAUGCCACACACUCUUUUAUCAUUUUCCGGGCACCAUACAUCAUACGAAGAUUUUCAGCCGGCAGGAUCUGGCAGCUCUUUCCAACCUUUUUAUCAGGCGACACAUCAGUAUGAAGUCGCACAUAGCGGCAUCAGGGAUUUGCCACCUCGAAAAGCAGCUACAGACGUCCCCGAACGCGGGGUAAAAAGGAGUGCAAGUUUUGCGAACCUCGAUUGCGGUGCUACGACCAGCCGUCGGCGCCAAGAACCCCUCCUUCAGCUUCCCAAUAACCCGCAGCCCAGCUACGAACUGACUCUGCCUAUCCCUUAUCUAGCCGACAUCAACGUUGGUUUCAGCGCUGAAGCUAAUGGCAGCCUUAGGGUGCCUAUGAGUGACACUAUCAACGACAUUGGCGUCGGAUUUGACCUUGUGGACGACCAGUAUGACUGGACAUCCAUGCUCGCGCAACCUCGUAUCAGGUCUGAAUCAGCCGAGUCCAUUCAAGUCGAGGCAAACCCUUCCGCCCCUGACAUUGACCUUCGGUCAACGGCGCCCCCCCCAGCUCUCAAGCCACCACGACAUUAA